This is a messenger RNA of Aphis gossypii (cotton aphid), 2185 nucleotides long. Its product is annotated as transmembrane protein 104 homolog. Lineage: Eukaryota; Metazoa; Arthropoda; Insecta; Hemiptera; Aphididae. The transcript is spliced from 12 exons. The record is from RefSeq and is a predicted model, not a curated record. Bases 587 to 2086 code for a protein of 499 amino acids.
UACGACUGAUAUCUGAUAUCCGAUGCCACUUGAAAACGGUUUUUACUUUUUUUUUUAGUUUUUACAAAAUAUAACAUUAAUAUCAACAUAUUAAAACUAUGAUAUUACAACACAAAUAAACAAUGGAAAUAAUAAUACAUAGAUAAACAAAAUAUCUUUUUGUUUGAACGGACACAACACGGUACGAAUAGUCUAGUAGGAGCAGCUACUGCGAUUAACAUUUGCACGUUUUUGUUUCUUCUUUACGGCCAUCUCAAUAUAUUUUAUUAACAGUAGUGAGUUGAAAGAAUAAUAAUAAAUAAUAAUAAUAAUAAUAAAAUCCAAUCGGAACAGAUUAGAUUAGACCGUUACCGUUGUUAUUCGAGGACGUAUUUUUGGUAGUAGUCGACUUCUAAAACAUUCAUCAUUGGUGUUUCCCCGUCACGGUCAUAUUCGUUUGUCGUUACAAAUCGACGCUCGGUAAUGUGAGGUAGGUAGUUAACAAGUUGUGUACCAUGUCGCUGUUCGCUAUUGUCACGUUAAAACCGUACCUGUAGAUAUUACGGGCAUAAUAAUAUAGUGAUACUGCCCUGUACAAAACGAAACCAUGAGUUCCCAAUACUCAACACCUAUUGGUUUGGUCUUUGUUUUUAACCUAAUUAUUGGACCGGGUUCACUGACAUUGCCAGCUGUUGUCCGAGAAACUGGAUGGCUUUUGAGUGGUUUAGUAAUUGCUCUUAUGGCUUUUAUAAGUUACAUUACAUUCUCAUUCAUUAUAGAAGCAAUCACAAUUACAAAUUCUAUAACACAACUUCGUAAAUUACAAAUGAUGAAAAGUGUUACCAGGGUAUUGAAAUCAUUGCCACAAGUUUCAUCAGUUAACUAUGACAGAAUUUCAAAUGCUAGUACAGAUAGUUAUAACAGUGAAAAUGAAUCGCCUAUUUUUGACAAUCCAGUUUUACCCACAUCCAGUUCUUUAAUGGACUUUCCUCCUGAAUCUGUUGAAUUACUUUCACUUGAUAAUAGGAUAGAAUUGGGUGAAAUGGUGACAGUGCUAUUACCUCCAUUUGCCAAAGUUUUUUUUUUUUUUUCCAUCAGUGGUUAUUUAUUUGGUGAUUUAUCAAUUUACUAUAAGGCAAUUGGACAAUCACUUGUAGACUUUACCUGUGAUUACAAGUUGAAUAAUAAUUCUGCUAAUAAGUCAAAUUUGUGUUGGGAAGAUUCUUCGUACACUAAACAUGAAAUUUAUUUAAGCUAUUUGUUGCUGUAUAUCUUAAUAAUAGGCCCAUUCACGUUUUUUAAUGCCCAAAAGACUAAAUACUUACAAGUUGUAAGUUUCUUCAUACGUAUCAUUGCUUUUACUACAAUGAUCGGUCUAGCAUCAAUACGACUGUUGUCUCCAACCCAAAAGCAUGGACAUACACCAACAGCAAACUUUAUUGCUAUGCCACAAUUAAUAGGCGCAACAGUUUAUGCGUUUAUGUGUCAUCAUUCAAUCCCGUCCGUGAUUUCACCUAUCAAAAAUAAAAACAAAAUACUGCUAAAAGUGGCUGCUAUCUUCUUAUUAGUAUUCACAUUGCUCAUGUGUUUGUGUAUGACGGGUGUUUUUGCAUUCCCAAAAGUAAAUGAAUUGUAUACCAUCAAUUUCACACCAACACAAGAUACUGGAUCAUUUUAUAGACUGAUUGAUUUAAUAUUGAUUCUUUUUCCUGUACUUACAAUCAGUAUUAGUUUUCCAGUGAUUGCCAUUACAUUAAGAAAUAAUCUCCAAGUGCUGUUUCUUCCAAGUGAUGCGCAUUGGGCUUGGAAGCGAAUAUUUAUUCCACUGUUUUCUUUAAUUACACCUGUGUUAUUAGCGGCUUUUGUGUCUCGUCUUGAAGUUUUGGUUUCAAUUGUCGCUGUAUACGCUGGCACUGGUAUUCAGUAUGCAACCCCUGCAUUAUUGGUCAUGGCUGCACGUGCUGAAAUUCCACAACAAGUUGCCGCAAUUAAAAACGAUUAUUGUUCUCCAUUUAAGUCUAAAUACUGGCCAAUAUGUAUUCUAAUAUGGACAGUGAUAUGUGUGGUAGUUUUGACCAUUUCUUUAAUAAGUAAAGAAUUGAACUGAAAGAUGGACACACACUCAUUUUAACUUGGCACUCUUUAUUAUGUUUGUCUACCGUUUUAACUUAUAAUAAAUACAUUCAUAUAAUUUACUAAAGUUUUA